This is a messenger RNA of Epinephelus moara (kelp grouper), 469 nucleotides long. RefSeq names its product clumping factor A-like. NCBI's taxonomy places the organism in Eukaryota, Metazoa, Chordata, Actinopteri, Perciformes, Serranidae. The coding region runs from base 19 to 360 and encodes 113 amino acids. The record is from RefSeq and is a predicted model, not a curated record. The transcript is spliced from 2 exons.
GAAGAUGAUGUGGCCAGCAUGAUGACCUCCGCUGAUGCAGAUGAGGUGGCAAGCAACAUGACCUCCGCUGAUGUAGAUGAUGUGGCGGCGGCUAGCGACGCUGAUGAUGACUCUGAUGAUGACUCUGACGACGAUGCUGACACAGGUGCAGCGGCAGCCAGCGACUCUGAUGACGACUCUGAUGAUGACUCUGACGACGAUGCUGACGCAGGUGCGGCGGCAGCCAGCGACGAUGACUCAGACUCAAGCGACGAUGCUGAUGAUGCUGACGCAGCUGCGGCGGCAGCCAGCGACGAUGACUCAGACUCAAGUGACGGUGCUGAUGAUGCUGACGCAGCUGACGCAGCGACAAGUGCUUAAUAAGCUAUGAAGUCAGAAUCCCUCACGACAUCCUGCCUCUCUCCAGUUUAACGCCUGAUCUACAGCAAAACGGCUAUCAUCUUGAUUGCCAAACUAUGUACAAUAAAAC